AUGACCGCCGCAACCACCGUCCAAGGCCACUGCGACGCCAAAUUCUCGCGCGUCAGAGAUCUGCUCCAAAAGUACACCACCUCGGGCGCCGAGCUCGGCGCAUCCGUCACCGUGAACAUCGACGGCAAAGACGUCGUCGACAUCUGGGCCGGAUACGCCGACGUGGACCGCACCCGCCCGUGGCAGAAAGACACCAUCACAAACACCUUCUCGACCACCAAGACCGUCGUCGCGCUCGCCAUCCUGGUCCUCGUCGACAGGGGCCUUCUCAGCGUGACCGACAAGGUGUGCAAGUAUUGGCCCGCCUUCGCCGCGAAUGGAAAACAAGACAUCGAGAUCCGCCAUAUCCUCUCGCACACGUCGGGCCUCCCUGGGUUCGACGCGCCCCUGACGGUCCCUGAUGUCUGCGAUGCGCCGAAACUCGCGGCCUUGCUCGCGGAGCAGGCGCCCUGGUGGACACCCGGGAGGGAGUCGGGCUACCACUCCUUCACGCAGGGGUAUUUGCUCGGCGAGAUCGUGCGGCGGGUCACGGGAAAGUCGCUGAAACAGUUCAUCGCUGAGGAGAUCGCGGGGCCGCUGGGCGCGGAUUUUCAAUUAGGGUGCGCUGAGCAAGAUGAGCAUCGAAGGUGUGAUGUGGUUCCUCCGCCCCCGCGUGCGAGGAGCGCAACUCUCGAUCCCACGUCCAUCAGGGGGCGCGUGGUGACGAAUCCAGGCAUGAAGGCCGAGUUUGCCAACUCCGAGGCCUUUCGACGCGCCGAGAUCGGGGCGGGGAACGGCCACAGUAACGCGCGAGGCGUGGCAAGGAUCUUGUCGGUUCUUUCGCGGAAUGGGCAGGUCGCCGCGAGCGAGAGUGCGAGAAAGAGUGCCGGUGAAAGCAAGAGCGAGAGCAAGCAAUUCCUAUCACCCGAAAUCAUCAACCUGAUCUUCCAGGAACAGUACAAAGGGUUGGACCACGUGCUUGACACGGGCGGCAGGCCAAUUCGGUGGGGGAUCGGGUUCGGGUUGACCGGUCGCGACACGUGGAUUGAUUUCUUGCCGGAAGGGAGGGUGUGUACUUGGGGUGGGUAUGGGGGAAGUAUGGUCGUCGUGGAUCUGGAUCGGAAGCUGACGAUCGGGUAUGUGAUGAAUCGGAUGGAGGAGGUGGGGUUGGGGAGUCCCAGGGCGAGGGAGUAUAUUGAGGCGGUGUAUGAGGCGCUGAGGUAA
Messenger RNA from Cladophialophora yegresii CBS 114405, 1203 nucleotides. Its product is annotated as beta-lactamase. Bases 1 to 1203 code for a protein of 400 amino acids. Lineage: Eukaryota; Fungi; Ascomycota; Eurotiomycetes; Chaetothyriales; Herpotrichiellaceae. The record is from RefSeq and is a predicted model, not a curated record. The transcript has a single exon.